Molecule: messenger RNA, 1846 nt
Organism: Medicago truncatula (barrel medic)
Lineage: Eukaryota; Viridiplantae; Streptophyta; Magnoliopsida; Fabales; Fabaceae
Product: pectinesterase/pectinesterase inhibitor PPE8B
Exons: 3
Coding region: 40-1623 (527 amino acids)
Biological process (GO): cell wall modification
Molecular function (GO): enzyme inhibitor activity; pectinesterase activity
Source: RefSeq, a predicted model, not a curated record
AACCUACUAACUCAGUUUCUUUUCUUUACUUUUCUUCCAAUGGCUCUUUCUUCAACAAAAGAGUUAGUACUAUCUCGAACAAAACCAAUACCCACUCUCAUAACAUGCACAUUCAUUUUAACAUUAUUGUUGUCUACUCCAGCACUAUGUGCUAGUGCUCCCACUAAAGCAACAUCUGAAUUUGAGUUUCUUAAGGUUGCUCCAUCUGAAUUUGUUGGGACAGUGCAAGAUGUUGUUGGCAUUUUGCAAGAAGUAAUGUCCAUUCUUUCUCAAUUUGGUGGUUCUGGAUUUGGAGAUUCACGUCUCUCUAAUGCUGUUUCUGAUUGCAUUGAUAUGCUUGAUCUUUCCUCUGAUGCACUUACUUGGUCUGCCUCUGCUGCUCAGAACCCCAAAGGUAAGCAUAAUAGUACUGGAAAUGUGAACUCUGAUGUGAGAACAUGGUUAAGUUCUGCACUUGCAAAUCCAGAGACAUGCAUGGAUGGAUUUGAAGGUACAAGUGGCAUUGAGAGCCAAUUAGUGUCUACUGGCUUAAGCCAAAUGAUGUCAAUGUUGGCAGAGCUUCUCACACAAGUAGACCCUAAUUUAGAUAGCUUUACACAAAAAGAACAAAAAGGUCGAUUUCCUUCUUGGGUUAAAAGAGAUGAUAGAAAACUCUUGCAAGCAAAUGGGGUGAACGUCGAUGUUGUCGUUGCUACCGAUGGAAGCGGGAAUUUUACGAAGGUGAUGGAUGCGGUGCAUGCAGCUCCUGAUUAUAGCAUGAAACGAUAUGUGAUAUACGUAAAGAGAGGUGUUUAUAUUGAAAAUGUUGAAAUCAAGAAGAAGAAAUGGAAUCUCAUGAUGGUCGGAGAUGGUAUGAAUGCCACAAUUAUCACUGGUAAUCGGAGCUUCAUCGACGGUUGGACCACGUUUAGGUCAGCAACCUUUGCUGUUAGUGGUAGAGGAUUCAUAGCAAGAGACAUCUCUUUUCAGAACACUGCAGGUCCUGAGAAGCACCAAGCAGUGGCACUAAGAUCCGACUCUGACCUCUCUGUAUUCUAUCGAUGUGGGAUUUUUGGUUACCAAGACAGCCUCUACACGCAUACAAUGCGCCAAUUCUUCCGAGAAUGCAAAAUAAGUGGCACGGUGGAUUUUAUCUUUGGCGAUGCCACGACUCUUUUUCAAAACUGUCAAAUACUAGUAAAAAAAGGGUUACCAAAUCAAAAGAACACUAUCACAGCUCACGGACGAAAAGACCCUAACGAACCAACUGGUUUCUCAAUCCAAUUCUGCAACAUUACCGCCGAUACAGACCUUCUUCCUUCGGUUAAUUCCACUUAUACAUAUCUUGGAAGACCGUGGAAAGAAUAUUCAAGAACAAUUUUCAUGCAAUCUCAUAUAAGUGAUGUGUUGAGGCCAGAAGGGUGGUUAGAAUGGAAUGGAGAUUUUGCAUUGGAUACAUUGUAUUAUGCUGAGUACAUGAAUUAUGGGUCUGGUGCUGGAUUAAAUAAACGAGUUAAAUGGCCAGGGUAUCACAUUAUGAAUGAUUCUAGUCAAGCUAGUAAUUUUACAGUGACACAAUUUAUUGAGGGGAAUCUAUGGUUGCCCACAACAGGUGUAGCAUUCACUGCUGGAUUAGGAGUUUAAGACAUUGCCAAAUCUUGCAUGUUCUUGUUCUUGAUUGUUCUAGUUGGUUGGUGGGAGAGGUAAAUUAAUGAUGGGUGAUAGACCAGUGUUGAAUUUCAUUAUUUUGUACUUGCUACUUAAGAAUACUAUACUUUUGAUAUAUGAGUUGUAAUUUUUAUAAAUUUUGAUUAUUGUAAUGUGGUACAACUUGUAUGAAGCUUGAAGUAGGGUGUAUUUUGUGUAA